UUUACAAAUAUUGACAAACGAUAGAAACAAUAGUCAAAUGUUGAAUGUAACUGAAAUUAUGUAUCACAGAGUACUUUUAAUACUUCAAGCAUUGUCUAAUAAUCGAUUAAUAAGGACAGCCUCUGUCUAUAAUGAACUUUAUCAUGUAGUACAGCAAUUAAGCCAAAUACUAUUUUUACAUACAGAUAAAAAUUCAUCAAAUAAAUCAACAGUAUAUGAUUAUGCAAAUUGCAGCAUUGAUAUAAAAAGAGAACCAGAAAUUAUCAAUGAUGAAAUUAAAAUUGAAUGCAUGGAAAGUGAUUUUCAAACUGAUAUCAAUAUAAUUGAUGAAAAUAAUUCGAGUAUGAUAAUGAAUGUUGACGAUAUCAUUGAGUGCAAAAAUGUUUUCAAUAAAGACAAUGAAGAGAAACCAAUAAUAGUUAAUUCCAAUGUAGCAUUAUAUGAUAUUGCAAUAAUAGAACAGUUAUGCAACUUGCUAACAGCAAUUGGUGAAAACUGGUUAUGUAUACGUGGAAAAAUUAUUGAAAUAUUGUUAUCGAAUUUAUUCUGUGAUAUAGAAGAUACAAAACAUUUGCAGUGUACUGAGUUAAUAGCAAGGGCCAUUUCCAAACUACUUUAUCGAUUUGACACUCAGGCUUACAUCGAACUCGACAAGUGGAUGUUUGAUGUAUAUGGUGAAAGUUCAUUAUUUAAAAAACCUAUUCAAGGGACAUACCUAGAUAUGCAAAUUUAA
Messenger RNA from Ctenocephalides felis (cat flea), 733 nucleotides. RefSeq lists its product as uncharacterized. Lineage: Eukaryota; Metazoa; Arthropoda; Insecta; Siphonaptera; Pulicidae. The transcript has 4 exons. Bases 38 to 733 code for a protein of 231 amino acids. The record is from RefSeq and is a predicted model, not a curated record.